This is a messenger RNA of Chara braunii, 3593 nucleotides long. NCBI's taxonomy places the organism in Eukaryota, Viridiplantae, Streptophyta, Charophyceae, Charales, Characeae. The record is from the annotation of a GenBank genome assembly.
GGUGGGAACAGGCAUGUAUACAUGCGUGUACCUGUACCACCGUUUGCACUUACUGGCAAGGCGAGCAGAAAUUUCGAUUCGAUGAUGAUCGAGAAGCAGACAUGUAGCGCAAGGGUGUCGACAGGGUUCGUUCGUCGUGUUCAUCUUGCUAGAGUCGGUGUUGCUCUUCGUUGUGCCCUUGGUCCUUGCCCGCGUCUGAUUAUCUUGGAGGGUGCGGAGGAUGCUAUAUAUAUAAAAAACACGCGGUCGCUUGUGUGUGUGGAAGAGUGCUCGCGAUGGUGAUAUGCAUUCGACACUCACACAGGGGCUGAUCUUUGGCUCUGUGGUGAUAUGCAUUCGACAGUCACACGAGUGUCGGUUGAUCUUGCUUCGAACUGGUCGUGCCAGGUGUGAUGGCGAAACUAAAAGAAGUCUGUCAAUGCUCAUGGUGCUCCCACUUCCGACUGCGGUUCCCUGGAAGGUUGGUUUGCUCAGACCAGUGCAGUGCAUUUGGUUGUCGGGGACUAGCAAGUGUGCCACUUCGGAAGCUUCUCCGGCUUUUGACAUUUAGCCGAGGGACGAAGGUGAAAAUCGAUGAUGGAAAGUAUAGCAAAGGGGGCAGAUAUGACUCUGCGCCUUCUCACAAGGGCAUGGGCAGGGACGACGAUGAUGUUCGCACCGCAGGGAUUUCUACUGCCGUAAUGACAGGCACGACAGGGAACACCCCUGUGGCGAGGACAUGGGCGAACACGACCAAGGAAGUUGUUGCAUCUCGAUCGAACGGCCCUCAGUCAGAUUCUCUAAGCCAAGUUUGGACUGGCCAAAGUGUGUUGAUGUCACCUGGUGGAUGUGGGCCGGUUCCGCCGACGCCGCCAGCAUUUUACGGCCAUCCUUUUGCAUCGUACACAGGGGGCGAGUCUGGGGCACAACGUUCGUACGCCUCAGAUGGCAGUUACGUUGCGCUGGCGGAGGGCGAAGGUGGGAAAUAUGAACGCAUACUCCCAUGUUGCGGCUGUGGCAUCGGCUGGACUCUGUUUCUUUUGGGAUUUCUUGUUCCCGUCCUCUGGUAUGUUGGCGGAUUCCUGUACCUGAUCUUCCCUGGCGGCCUCGACAGGAGGGAGCGACCAGGCUUGGCAGCCACGGCUGUUGCGGCUCUUGUUAACUUGGUGUUUGCUCUCAUUGCUUUCCUGAUACUGUGGGUGAACGAUGCGCUGUCAGUCGGCUUCCAUCUGCGCGUCCGCAAUCGAGGAAGUAUGGGAAGUGGUGCGCGCCUGCGAAACCUCUUCCUGGCUUGCGGAAGAACUGACAUCAUCCGCAACCGAGGAAGUUAUGGGAAGUGGUGCGCGCCUGCGAGACCUCUUCCUGGCUUGCGGAAGAACUGGCAUCAUCCGCAACCGAGGAAUUACGGGAAGUGGUUGGACCAGGUGGGGGAGCAGGUGGUUCUUUUGCGAGCCAGUGGUCUAUGGGUCUCUGUGUGUUUUGACAAGAUUGUGCCGUUGCAUGGAAUUGACAUUCGCAUCGAAUCCAUCGUGUUUUGUAUUGGGCUUCCGGUGGGAGGUGUUGUCCCCCUUCUCAGUGUGCUGUGUAGCAAUCACAAUGAAGCAGGAGUGCUCACUCUUGGCUUGCGAGGCAGUGCCGAUGCUGUGUAGCUGCUCGUGUUGUCGUGCAUUGCAACGAGGCAACGGUCUUAUUGUGUACAGCAAAUGGCCUAUAGGACACAACAAGGACGAUAGUCUACUUGAAGUCUAGAAUCUAUAGGAGGAAAUUGAACCCUGUUUGGCAUGGGUUUGACAUUCUCAACUAUUGCAAUCUCUUGAUAGACAGAUUUUUUAAAAAAAAUUUUAGACCUUCCCUUCCCUUCCCUUCCCUUCCCUACCCAUCCAGGAGUAAAGCCUUGUCCCUCACCGUGCAGCGUUUUUGGAACAUUUUUUUGCUCUUUCUCCGUUUCUUCUUCGCCAGGGGCCAAGGUCAUUCUUAUGUGCCUUGGACAUUUUGCUGGUCUCUUCUGUGGAUUUCAUUUCGUCACCGAGAGACGCAGCGGCGUUUCUGAAGAAGGUUGCUGUGAACAUUCAAGCGGAAAACUUAACUUGCUCCUUGGCGCUUGCUGUGAUGGGUGUCUAUACAAGGGAUACAAUGUGUUGUUCAGGAGGAGGGUAUGUAGUAUAUAUAUGUAUAUACAUAUAUAUAUGCUACCCUUUAGCCAUUACUUACAUCUAGCAAACACGACUGCUUUUGCGGUCUCGCAAGCGGGGAGAGCACUUGGCGUUUCUCUGGCAAAGGCAGGCAGAAUAAUCUCAAACUUCAAAACAAUCGGCGGGCGUCUUUCCCAUGAUAGCGUUGCGACAGGACCUGCUUGUGGACAUGAAGUUCGAUGGUGGAAUGAUGUCCACCGCAUGGAGAAGGUAGGUGUGUAUGAAUGGGUGCCAUUGGUCUGGAGGCUUUCUGUUUUUUUCAAAAUAAGUUGUGCGUAGCUUUGGUAGCAGUGGGUGAGCAAUAACCAGCAUGGGGUGCCAUGGGGCCUGCAGAAGGCGGGCAAGGCCUCGCCUUGCAUCUCCAUCGACUUUCAGUAUGGAGGUGGACUGUCUGCCUGAGGGAAUUUGUCACCAGACUUCCGAUGAAGGAGGUGAGGGGACCCUGCAAGUAUCGUAGUAGGUCUUAGCAUGAGAGAUGCAGAAGAGGAGGUGCCGAUGUCUUUGUGCGACUCUCGAGCUCCUGCGUUGCUGAUGUCUUUGUGCGCGCCUGAAUUCCUAAGACUACUUCCUGCGGCGUUCCGCGAAGCAACAUAUCGUAAAGAAGGGACAAGAAGAAAUCGUGUGCGUAGACUACUUCCUGCGGCGUUCCGCGAAGCAACAUAUCGUAAAGAAGGGACAAGAAGAAGUCGUGUGCAUUGUCGAACCUUACAGUUCGCCGUGAUCAGUUGUGUUCACGCGUCCGUUGGACCGACGCCGAUGAUUUCGUUCUUCUUCACACGGCUCGAAGAGUUGUUCACGGCGCUCACGGGUUCCUAUCACAAUGGCUCUAACGCAUGGGCCUACACUUUGUGCCUGAUCAAACUCGCACAGUCACUACGGGAGAAGGAUUCCAUUUCUUAGCACAUGACGUUCUCCACCUUGGCAAAGGCUCAAAGAGCAGACACUUCGCGUCUGAAUCCCUCGGGCUCGUCAGCGGAGUUGCUUCGUCCAAGAAAUCACAGGACUCUGCGCCUUCUACUUGACGCGAACUUUCUAGCGGCAUGCAGGACGUAUGCACUCGCACAUGGAGGAAUAGGGGGGUCGAUCAUUCUGCAUGCAGGAAACAGUCAGUUCCGCAUGGAAAAACAGGUGUGCUUUUUACAGCAGCAGAGGAUAAUAUCGUGGUCGUCGUCAUCAGUCAUCAGCAACAGGUCAUCUAAUGGGGCGAAUAGAAGGACGUUGGCGAGCAUUGUGCCGGGGAGUACUUUGCAUUUAUACUACUUUAUUCUGAGAAGAUAGUAUGCGAGUUUUGUUACCGCUGCGCUCCCCCAAGAUGGACCUGCAUCCAGUCAUCAGUCGUGUACAGGUUACAGCUGGAAAGAAGAAAAUGCUCGCAGAGCCUUGCUGUUUGAUCCAUCUGGUAUUCAAUCAUAAUCCCCAUCU